Molecule: messenger RNA, 720 nt
Organism: Saccostrea cuccullata (small rock oyster)
Lineage: Eukaryota; Metazoa; Mollusca; Bivalvia; Ostreida; Ostreidae
Exons: 2
Coding region: 79-519 (146 amino acids)
Source: RefSeq, a predicted model, not a curated record
AAUAGUAUAUUAACGGAUCAAAGAAUUGUUUUUUAAACAUUUUAAUUAAAGCAUUUUGUAAUUAAACAUAGACCGUUAAUGAUGAAGAACCCCCUCUUCCCAUGGCUUGGAAUUCUGUCAUGUCUCGCCCUAACAGUGGAGUCCAUUAUUCCUCCAUUCAUGCAGCGUAUGCAAAGCGAACAGCCGGUGGUUCAAAGAUUUAGACCGACGGCGGAGAGAUGCUGCAGGGUGGGAGAAAGAACAGCCAGGUUUUCAAUGUCAUGCAGUCUCCGGAACAGCCAGUUUAACAGUGUUCACGCCGCCCGCGGAUUCUCCAGAAGCGGCACCAUUUUGAGAAACAUAGACUUAUUAAUCUCCAAAUCCACACAAUGUGCCUUUCACUUCUUACAAUCGUUUGAAAAUUGUUGUCUGAACAAAGAACAGUUUCUUAACGAAAGUCGACUGUGUAGACGGAGGUAUACGGACAAAGAAGUUCGUAAUAAUUGCAUAAACAUCGCAAGAUCUAAAUACGGACAGUGAGGAUCAAAUCCGCCAUAUUUUUUCAAUGGUUUCACGACUACGGCAGCAUUUUAGUGUAACUUAUGUUAUGAAUACGAUGUAUUCACUCAUUAUCAUUUCCUUUGUACGUAUGGUGACAUUAAAUGUCUUUGUUUAAAUGUAACUUAUUUUCUGCGAGCUGUGAAUAUGCUUCAUAUUAAAAUCACAAUCAUGCUUACCACA